Corticium candelabrum is the source of this 1438-nucleotide messenger RNA. RefSeq lists its product as uncharacterized. The transcript is spliced from 7 exons. The coding region runs from base 242 to 1438 and encodes 398 amino acids. NCBI's taxonomy places the organism in Eukaryota, Metazoa, Porifera, Homoscleromorpha, Homosclerophorida, Plakinidae. The record is from RefSeq and is a predicted model, not a curated record.
GUAGAAACAGUGGAACAAAAAGAUUGAUUGUGUGCUCCGAUUAAGAAACAAAAAGAACACCAGAAAAGUCUAUUACAAGGUUUUUUCCAAGAUCUGGGGAGCUUCAGGUGGGUAGCUGUCAGCAACUUGUCCCCAUCAAGUCCUUUAUGCUUUAAAAUUUCUACUAAGAGCUGAAAGUCCUAGAGAUUAUAUUGACAUUCUACUGUCUCUGAAAUACCCUCCAACCAAUACCCUGAUUGAUAUGGCCCACAUGGUUGCUGCUCAUGCAAAUUCUUGUUGCCCAGGAAUGUUUCAACCACAUGAAGGCAGAGUGGCUGCAGCAACGGUCACUAAUGUUCAAGCUGCUUAUGAUCAUUCUUUGUCAGUACCCAUGCCAUGGCUGCAUGAGAACUGCAGCCUAAACAAAAAACAAAUCCAAGCUACUCAAGAACAUGACUUUAACACGACUGUUCAUCCAAUCACUGGGGUAUCUGCUCAAUACUGUUUGUCUGACAAACUACAUGAGGGUAACACCAAGCAAGAGAUUGAAGUGUUGCGUAGAACAGAGCAUGUACCAGAGUUAAAUGGCAUUAUCAAUACUGAAUCCGAAGAGCAAUUGCAUAAUGCAAUGGGGAGAGACAGAUAUUUCAUGAAUAGCAUGAACGCAGUGAGGCACAUAUUUUUAUUUAGAUCUAAUGUUGAUCAAAGGAAUACUCGUCUCAAUACGGCUGCUACUGAACAUUUGCGUCAAGCAUUACACUGCUCAACAGCUGUUGACAAUUUUGGACGAGCUGUAGCUGCAGGCUCUUCCACCACAAUUGGUACUCAUUUAGGUAAUCCUCCUUUGGCAACAUCGUAUACAGCAAGAAACCAACAGACUUCACAAACUAGUCUGAGUCAUCCAGGAAGUUCUGAUAAAGCUAAAGUUCAUGGAACUAAUAAAGACAUUGGAACACAAAGAUCUGUUCAAGCAGAACUGAAACUAGAAAAAUUUUCAGAACUUAAGAGAGCUAUGGAACAAUUAUGCUUAGAAAUACAUGACCUCAACCUCAACAGAGCUUGCUUGCAUAAAAGAAUUCAGAUUCAGCACUUCGGUUUUGCGGCAGAAUGCCUACAAACGGAUACAGAAGGCAAACCUCUUGAUAUGUCACACUUUGUUGUCAACAAAGACUGGGCAAGCUAUCCGAUUAAUCUGAGAAGAAAUGGAACAUGGGCUGAUCACAUAGCAGUGUUGGCUGUAGCAACAUUUCUUUCCUAUAACAUCAGAAUAAUUAGCGCAGUUGGCACCGCAGACAGCUUUGAUAUUAUAGUUGAGCCAAAUGGACACACAGCUAGACAUGCCAUUCCCUUACUUCUUGGACACUACACUGAAAACCACUAUGAAAGCCUGGACAUUGCAAUUAAUGGUAUAUUUGAGUCUACUAUUUCUACCACAACUGAUUGUCCUUUUAAUCAAUAG